CCAAAUGCACCGCCUCCUAUAAUAGACUCUUUUAUCGUGAAUACUUUUUGUGUGUAACAGUUUUAUUAUUUUGUAUUCUUUCAAGUUUUUGCGUGCGCUGUUGUAAUUCAAUGGAAAAUAUUUUCGUUUGAUCUCAGUUAAAAAACCAGUUGAAAAUGUUUUUAUUCAAAAGAAGGGUCAGCGAUAACCAGGAUUCUUUGUCUGCUGGGCCAUCGAUAAAAAGCUGGUAUAAUGACUUUAUGGAAAAAGUCAGCGGACUCGGGCGAGCAGCAACAGGUGCAGUGAUCUCGAAAAGGAACGUCGACGAUGACACCCCCGAGAUCGGGGGCGUGGCCUCGACUGAAAACGAAUCGGCAACGACGACGACGGCAGCGGCGGCGGCAGCCGCAGCACCGGAAACCGGAAACGUCACGACUGGUAGUAGUGGCAACGGCGGCAACAGCAGCAACGCAGAGCCUCCAGCCGGCUCGAGUACCGCGGAAUCAGGCCCGAGCGCCAGUCCAAGUCAGAAGUCAGAAGAAGCAGUCGACGGCGACACGCCCGACAUACCGAACGUGGUAGAGUAUCAUCUGAAAGUGACGCCGCGCAAUAACAACAAUAGCAAGAAAUCUGCAGAAAAGCAAGUGCAAGUGCACGAGUCUACUGAUACUUCCUCCUCGCUAGCCGGAAAUAAUAUGACUCUAGGAAACGGUAACGGCACGAUGAAAGACAAACCAACGAUCACAGAGGAGCAGCGCAAAGAAUUAACGUUGCGCCUGUCGAAGCUCUCGAUCGAUAGUAAUGUUUUCGAGGGCUCCAGCGAUUUGCCUCAAGUUUUCCAGGUCAAAUAUUUAGGGUCACACGACGCCCGAGGACUCUGGGGCAUCAGACACACGAGAAAACCAACAGACAAUAUGGUAGCAGCGGCCAAAGCUCUUCCGAGCGGCACCAUUCUUCCGUUCCAAAAGCUCGUCGUCAGCGAAGAUGGUAUUGGCCUGCUGCCAUUUGGUCAGCGUGGAAAAUCAGAGAGCAAGAUCUAUCCGAUCGAAACUAUAUCGUAUGGAGUUCAAGACCUCGUUUACACACGUGUUUUUUCGAUGAUACUCGUGCGAGAAACCGACAACUUCCGAAGGCUGACUCCGUUCGAAUGUCACGCGUUUGUCUGCGAAUCCAAGCACCAUGCACGCCAGAUCACCUAUGCUCUUGGAGCAGCCUUUAAAAUUUAUUCGCAAUACGUUAAGGAACGGUCGGACGAAUCGGAAACUAAAAAUCGGAGUAGAGAAUUCGCAUUAGAACUCAGAAAUCCUAAUGAAGUUCAAAUUGAUGAUACUUUGAAGGUUGAUCGAUAAUAUUAAAAAUAUUAUCAAUCAUAGUUUAUUGAUGAUACAUACGAUUCAUAUAAUUUAGUGAUUAUAUGUUCAAAAAGUGAAUAUUUAUUUUGGUGUUUAUAGUUUGUUGUUUUUUUAACUAAAUUAACAAAGUAGAAAUUAUGUCAAAGUGUAUAAUACAUGUAUUAUAAUUUAAAUACUUUAAAAAUAGCUUGUAUAUUUAUCAAGGAUAAGGAUUCUUUUCAACAUUUUCUUUACGCCGAAAAAAAUUUGUCUACUGCAUCAAGAACGUCACAUUUUAUUCUGACUUUCAUGUUGCAUAAUUCACAUUCACAUUCUGCAUGUUUUAAGGCAUUUUUUUCAUGAGACGUAAGUUGUUGAUUAUCAUGUUUCAUACAAGGCAGUUCUCUGUAUUAAACGAAUUUUUUUCAAAGGUUCAAUGAAAUUUUCCAAGCCUUGAGUAUAGUUAGAAUGAGAACAAGCGAAAUAUAUAAAAUUACUUAUAAAAAUAAUUUUAAAAAUUAACUUCUCCUCUAUCAAAAAAUGUGCAAUACGGAUGAAUUCUCGUUUUUUUUAUUAUAAAUCUAAUUUUAUAAACGUAUCCUUUUUGUUAAUUACGAUGUAACAAUUUGUAUUACACGGCAAAAUGUUCAAUUGUAAAAAAUGAGUUUAAAAGAGUAUAACAGUAUAACGCAUAAUUUCAAUUCGUCGAAUGAUUUGUCUUGACAAACUUAAAACUCAAAACAGCCUGUUGAAUGCAUAUGCAGCUGUUGAAGAUGGCUAGCUAUCCAAAGAGUCUCUUUUUAAAGUAUCAAGUAAAUUUUGACUUGCUAUAAUUCUUAUGCACAAAUUUUGGGUGUUGAUUGUCUUUAUUAUUGCACAAAUUCAUACAUCGAUUCAUACAAAUUUUUGUGACCGUAUGUUUACUGUAUUUAAGUAGUUUCAAUAAUAUUAAGGAUUAAGCCAGUACUUUUUUAAUUUUAGA
Molecule: messenger RNA, 2292 nt
Organism: Trichogramma pretiosum
Lineage: Eukaryota; Metazoa; Arthropoda; Insecta; Hymenoptera; Trichogrammatidae
Exons: 3
Coding region: 156-1328 (390 amino acids)
Source: RefSeq, a predicted model, not a curated record